Annulohypoxylon maeteangense is the source of this 5335-nucleotide messenger RNA. RefSeq names its product PLU-1-like protein. Gene Ontology annotation, cellular component: nucleus. Gene Ontology annotation, molecular function: histone demethylase activity. The record is from RefSeq and is a predicted model, not a curated record. Gene Ontology annotation, biological process: chromatin remodeling. Lineage: Eukaryota; Fungi; Ascomycota; Sordariomycetes; Xylariales; Hypoxylaceae. Bases 303 to 4898 code for a protein of 1531 amino acids. The transcript has 3 exons.
GAGUUGAACUCGGUUGAAGGCAGUAAGUUCUUUGUCACGACACGCCCUGAUUAUUUAUCGCCACGACUAGUCCCAUUGACCUCAGUGUAGGCACACGAGCGAAUCUUAGUUACCUCGAUGCUCUCGCCAAGUUCCAUCGACAGCAGGGAACUAACUUAAACCGACUCCCCUACGUCGAUAAGAAGCCCCUCGACUUAUAUCGACUCAAGAAAGCGGUCGAAUCUCGUGGUGGCUUCGAGAAAGUCUGCAAGACGAAGAAGUGGGCGGAGAUUGGCAGAGAUUUGGGAUAUAGCGGAAAGAUCAUGUCGUCGUUGUCUACGUCGCUCAAGAACUCGUACGACCGAUGGCUAACUCCUUACGAAAACUAUCUCCGUCAAGCGAAACCUGGUGUUUAUCAACAGCUGGAAUACGAAUAUGGCGGACCUCUUACGCCAAGCCCGGCUCCCAGUCCCAUGAAGCGAUCGACAGUGAAUACUCCUUCGAGCCUUAGAGCAGAAUCGCCUGCCCGACAUGCUAGCGAUGCUCUUCAACAAAGCUUGAAUGGACCAAAGCAGGAGCCUGACCGUGAUACGAUCAUGGCUGACGCGCCCUCUGCCACAUCACAGCCUACAUCAGGCGGAUUUACCGCUAUUAACUCUGGAGGGUUUACGCCUGUCAAUGCUGGAUUCACCAGCGUCAAUCGACCUGUUACGACGGAACCUAAAGGUUUCACUCCGCCUCCGAAACACCAUGGAAGCCCGCACCCAUCUGGCAAGAACACGCCGGAUCUGCGACCAUCCGGGCUCGGACCUGCUACUGCUCUGAAGCGCCAACUUAGUUCGGACAGCUUAGACUCGGCGAAGAAAGACACUGGUACUGAUGAUUCCGAGAAUGGCAGUAGGAGGAGCAAGCGACUAAAGAAAGAAACCGUCCCUACCGUUGCCGGUUCUCACAUGUCGCUGUUCCGUCCUUCAGCUCCCAAGAUCCCUGUAUCCCGAGAUGAAUCCUCCAGUCCCAGCGAGAAAUGCGAAGCUUGUGGUAAAGGUGAUGAGGUGGGCUUCAUCGCAGUAUGCGAGUCAUGCGAUCACGGGUACCACGGUACUUGCUUGGAUCCUCCUCUCAAGCAAAAACCCGACGCCGAGUGGAACUGCCACAGAUGUCUCGUCGGCGAUGGCCAGUUCGGGUUCGAGGAAGGUGGCUUAUAUUCACUGAAGCAAUUCCAAGAGAAGGCAGCGGACUUUAAGCAAGGCUACUUCGAAAAUCGGAUGCCGGUCGAUCCAGUGCUCAAUUGUUCGCGACCAGUCACGGAAGAGGACGUGGAAAAAGAGUUCUGGAGACUUGUUACUAGCACCGAGGAAACUGUGGAGGUAGAAUAUGGCGCUGAUAUCCACUGCACCACUCACGGUUCCGGAUUCCCGACCGCCGAGCGUAACCCUUGCGAUCCUUAUUCUACGGAUCCCUGGAACUUGAACGUCAUGCCUCUCUAUUCAGAGAGUCUCUUCCGACAUAUCAAGUCAGAUAUCUCUGGCAUGACCGUUCCUUGGGUUUACGUUGGGAUGAUAUUCUCGACGUUCUGCUGGCACAACGAGGAUCACUUCGCGUAUUCUAUCAAUUAUCAGCACUUCGGAUCGACCAAGACAUGGUACGGAAUUCCGGCCGCCGAUACCGACAAGUUCGAGAAUGCUAUGCGAGAAGCGGUGCCGGAACUCUUCGAAACCCAGCCCGACCUAUUAUUCCAGCUCGUCACACUCCUUACCCCGGAGCAGCUUAAGAAAGCUGGUGUUCGUGUCUAUGCUCUCGAUCAGAGAGCUGGUCAAAUGGUCAUCACGUUUCCUCAAGCCUACCACGCAGGGUUCAAUCACGGAUUUAACUUCAACGAAGCCGUGAACUUCGCGCCGUCAGAGUGGGAGCCUAAUGGGCUUGCCGGCGUCGAGCGGUUGCAGCAGUUCCGGCGACAGCCGUGUUUCUCGCACGACGAGCUUCUAUGGACAGCAGCAGAAGGAACCGGGUCUGGGUUGACUAUUCAGACUGCGAAGUGGCUUGCGCCGGCGCUUGAAAGAAUACAUAAGCGAGAAUUCGAACAGCGAGAAGAGUUCAUCGCGAAGCAUCGAGAAGACAAUCACCAACCCUGCGCUCUGACUACCGACUCUGACGAGCAUUGCUCGCUCACUGUCGAAGUCUCCGAUGUCGACGUUCCCGAGGAAGAGUACCAGUGCGCCUAUUGCAAGUGCUACGCGUACUUAUCGAGAUUCAAGUGCCUCCAAUCCGGCAAGAUUCUCUGUAUCCAGCAUGCUGGUAGUCACGCAUGUUGCGAUAUGUCCGAAUCGGAACGUUACGCCGGCGAUCAGCACAAGCUCUACUAUCGCAAGACCGACGAACAGCUGAACGAGACCUACCGGAAAGUGGCGGAUAAGGCCAACAUGCCUGAAGCGUGGGAGGAGAAAUAUGAGAAACUGCUCGACGACGGAGGCAAGCCAGCGCUUAAAACGCUGAGGAACCUUCUGAGUGAGGGUGAACGAAUACCGUACGACCUCCCCUCCUUGCCAGCUCUCAGGGAAUUCGUUGACCGCUGUAACGAGUGGGUGGACGAAGCAACUAAUUAUACGGUGCGAAAACAGCAGAAUCGCCGUAAAAAUGACAAAGCCUGGCAGAGCGGAAUGCGAAAGUCUAUCGGGAGCUCCUCCCAGGAACAGAGAGAGCGCGAGCUCCGACGGGUCGAGAACAUCUACCGCUUAAUCGACGACGCCGAGCGCAUAGGAUUCGACUGCCCGGAGAUUCAGCAUCUGCAAGAACGCGCUAACGCUAUAAGAACUUUCCAGAAAAAUGCCGAACAAUUCCUAGAGCGCGGGUGCGGCCAGGAGUCCAUCGAAGAGCUCAUCGAAGAAGGCCGUACAUUCAACGUCGACAUGCCAGAGCUCGACAAGCUGUCCGAGAUCUUGGAGCAGACGAAGUGGAACGUCAAGGCGAAAUCGAACCGAGGGAUGUUUUUGACCUUGAAAGAUGUUAGAGAAUUGCUCGAGGAAGGUCACCGCCUGGAUAUACCGCUGUAUAAUGAUAAUAUGAGACACUUCGGCGACAAGUAUGCGGCGGGAGUGCAAUGGGAAGCCAAGGCGAAGGAACUCAUCAACGCGGAGGUCGUCCACUACCCGCAACUAGAGGCCCUCUCGAACCAGGUGCAAGUUAACACGCUCCCCGUGACGCAAGAAACCCUAGCUGCCGUCGAUCAGAUCUUGCACAAGCAACGGGAAGCCCAUCGCCAGAUCCUCGACCUCACGGAACGUUCCAAGGACCCCGAUUAUAAGAAGAGACCGAAAUACACCGAGGUGGUCGAGAUCAUGAAGAAGCUCGAAGACCUCAACUCGAAGCCGACCGGGACUCUCGAUCUCGAAAAGGAGCAGAGGCGCCACGAGGAUUGGAUGCGGAAAGGAAAGAAGCUGUUCGGCAAGACUAACGCACCCCUUCAUAUUCUUAAGAGUCAUAUGGACUACGUCUUGGAGCGUAAUCUUGCCUGCUUCGAUAUUCGUAACGAUACCCCCCGACUUCCGGCCGAGCCAGCGUCCAGGGCGGCUAGCGAAGAGAGAGGAGAGGAGGGGAAGGUUAGGCGAACGUGGGAUAUUAACGAUCCGGCUCUAGUAGAGGUAUUCUGCAUCUGCCGCCGUAUCGAGGCCGGCAUGAUGAUCGAAUGCGAACUAUGCCACGAGUGGUAUCACGGCAAAUGCCUGAAGAUUGCCCGAGGAAAGGUUAAGGAGGACGACAAGUACACCUGUCCGAUCUGCGAUUGGCGAGUCAAGAUUCCGCGAGACGCCGCGCGACCUAAGCUAGAAGAUCUCAUCUCCUGGCAGGAUGAGAUUCCAAACUUGCCGUUCCAGCCCGAGGAAGAGGAGGUCCUGAAAAAGAUCAUCGAUAAUGCGCAAAAAUUCCGAGAUCAUAUCGCAGCCUUCUGCAACCCCGUGCUUACUACGGCAGCCGAGGCCGGCGACCAACGAUUCUAUCUACGAAAGAUCGAAGGAGCCGAGAUUCUGUUGUCUUUCGAGACUAAUUUCUUCCGACAAGAACUCCACAAAUGGAGUCCGGUAGCGCCCGAGCCACCCCCUGUGCUCGACGUGUCUAAGAGUACACGCAAGCCACGUCCAACAAAACUGCAAAAGAUAUUGGCGCAAUAUGGCGUAGAUAAUCCCGAUGACCUACCGGAAAAUAUGAAGAGCAAGGCGAAUAGCUUAAAGCGCAAGGCGCUGAACGCGGAGGCGGCUGCGGCCGCGGCUCAAGCUGCUGCGGCGUCGUCGAGCACGGCUCUUGUUCCUCCGAAUGCAACUAGUCCAUCCUCCCACUCGUACGCAUCUGGCGGUCAUCCUUUUCUCUCGCGGAACUCGCAGCCGUCGACUCCAGCUUUGACCGGCACUUCUCACGCGCAUCCACCCCAGCGGUCCAACUCAGCGUCCUCUAGCAGGCCCGGAUCAUCUCUUCGACCUGACACCAUGGACAUGAAUAACGCGACUAGCUUGCAUCCUGACUUCUUCAACGGACCAGGGCCUCGCCUGAGCGCCCUAGAUCCAUCCAUGACGCUCGAGGAUCGUCUGCUGCGCGGGCAAGAGGAUAGUCUGAACCUGACCACGGAUGUUGGUAAGGCUAACGCUCUCGCCAUAUUACGUCGUACCGAGAUCGGACGUAAACGAGCCGAGGAGAUAUUUGGUCCCGACGUAUGGAACCACGGCCGCGACGAUGCGUUCAGCAGGGCAAACAUGAGCCAGACUCAAGACGACGAUAGAGACGUCGACAAGAUGUUCCUAGAUCUCACUAAUGCCGACGACGAAGAUGAUAAUAAUAAAAAGGAAAGACAACGCGAAAAGGAACGAGUAAGCGUCACGGCUGAUAGCUUCGAGGCGGAACGAAACGUGAUGGAUAUGGAGGACUCGGACUGAGUUUGGUCGAUCCCAUGAAAUUUGGCAUGUCAUUAGGGGAGUCACGGCGCUUAAUCAGGCACAGAUAGGUGCGGUUAAGGAUUAAUUGGCGGUGUAGAGGCUUCUUGAGCACUAGCACGUUGAUGGUAAAAAUUCCCUAUGGCGUACCGGCUAGCAUCUCUGCGCUAUAUCCACGGCCACGGUAGAGUAACAAGCAUACGAGGGUGAGCCAAACAUAUAGAGGCGUUGACGCGGAUCGAUUCACGGAAGAAAAUUCCCUUUCAUUUCCUCCCCAGUGUAUGACUACAUAGGCGAUCACUAUUGCAUUAGAUAGGCGUUGUUUGUCAGACCCGGUUCGGUAUACCUUGUUCAGUUCAAUGGAGGAAAGCUGGAAGGGGUGGGGACCGAUACCUAUUCAGCUAUGCACGUAGCUAUUUGAUUUCAACUAUUCAUUACCA